Molecule: messenger RNA, 552 nt
Organism: Suhomyces tanzawaensis NRRL Y-17324
Lineage: Eukaryota; Fungi; Ascomycota; Pichiomycetes; Serinales; Debaryomycetaceae
Exons: 1
Biological process (GO): regulation of signal transduction
Molecular function (GO): protein phosphatase inhibitor activity
Source: RefSeq, a predicted model, not a curated record
CCAAGAGGUAUAUUACGUAACAAGUCCGUAUCUGAGGGACACAAGACCCCUUCUUCCCAGGAAUUGGAUCGUCAAGAGGUCAUUAAGAACACACGUCUCAACGCCCAAGCUUUGGCUGACAGUUCAGAGGGCGAUAAAAUUAGAGCUCAGAUAGCAGCCAAGUCAGACCACGAGCAAAAGGAAGGCGAGCACUUGAAGUGGGAUGAAUUGAACCUAUACAAGACAGAACAAGAGAAGAAUUCGACCAUGAAAAUUGAUGAACCCAAGACCCCUUACGAAGGAGGGUUUGACCCUAAUGGCGAGUACUACCGGGAGGACAAUGAAGAAGAUAUCCCAGUAUUUGAGUUAGGAGAGGGAGAGAAUGACGGGGUUAACGGAGUCGUGGGCUCCUUGAAUGGGGGUGAAGUGUUGAAGAGAGACGACGAAGACUACGAAGACGAAGACGAAGAGGAAGAGGCUCCCCAACUCACUGCUGAAGAAAGACACCACAAGUUCGAAGAAAUGAGAAAAGCUCAUUACCACAUGAAAGGAAAGGCCUUGAAAAAUAACAUU